AAGCCUUAUCCAGAUGGCAGGUCUCUGAAAUCCACUUCGUGGCCGCUCUAGGAUACACCUUGCCCAUCCUUCACUGCUCACUCUCCCUCCCCUUAUUCCAGAACACUUUCAUCGACUCAGUGAGACUCCCUUAACUUGCGGCGGCUUCAGGUUCGUCGUACUCUGCUGAGGGAUUGCAGAACGAAUUCCUUAGAACGCUAUUGAGAUCAGGGCAAGAUGACAACUUCCAUGCUAGCUCUUACAUCCUCCCUCGCUUCCCUCUCAUUUUCAUCCAAUGUAGCUCAGAAACCUACAACUGUUUCAUUUCCUCGUGCCAAAUCUGCCUCAGUUACAAACAUAUGUGGAACUCCUAGCCGUAUGCCUCGGCUUGUUGUGUCUGCCACCGUAGCUUCUCCGGAAGUGGAGACAGUGAACCUCAAGAAAUAUGUUAAAUCAAGGCUUCCUGGUGGGUUUGCAGCGCAGACAAUCAUUGGCACUGGUCGGCGAAAGUGUGCAAUUGCCCGUGUUGUGCUCCAAGAGGGCACUGGCAAAGUUUUAAUCAACUAUCGUGAUGCCAAGGAAUAUCUUCAAGGCAAUCCAUUGUGGUUACAAUAUGUCAAAAUUCCAUUGGUCACUUUGGGAUAUGAAAGUAACUAUGAUGUGUUUGUCAAGGCUCAUGGUGGUGGCCUUUCUGGUCAAGCUCAAGCUAUAUCGCUUGGCAUUGCUCGAGCAUUGCUUAAGGUAAGUGAGGACCACAGAAGACCUCUGAGAAAGGAAGGUCUGCUAACCAGGGACUCCAGAGUUGUUGAGAGGAAGAAACCUGGUUUGAAGAAAGCUCGCAAAGCCCCCCAGUUUUCAAAGCGUUGAUUUGGUGGUUUAAGUAGUCUUUUCUGAUUUUUUGUUUUUUGUUUUUGUAAUAGCUUCUCCAUUCAUCAGAGAUCUUGACUUUGAUUGUAAAUUCAGUUGAAAAUUCAUAUGUUUGGGCCUCUGAAGUUCUAGAUUGAUUUAGGCUCCAUAUACAGGUCCAAAUUCUGUUGAGAAAACUUUUGAUUUAGGCUCCUGAAGUUGCAUGUACAACCCAAACAUAUGAUGGUUUAUCAAGUAAAUGUGAAAUUGCAGUGCU
Messenger RNA from Argentina anserina (silverweed cinquefoil), 1102 nucleotides. RefSeq names its product 30S ribosomal protein S9, chloroplastic. The transcript has 3 exons. Gene Ontology annotation, biological process: translation. The record is from RefSeq and is a predicted model, not a curated record. Gene Ontology annotation, cellular component: mitochondrial small ribosomal subunit; ribosome; plastid small ribosomal subunit. Gene Ontology annotation, molecular function: structural constituent of ribosome; RNA binding. NCBI's taxonomy places the organism in Eukaryota, Viridiplantae, Streptophyta, Magnoliopsida, Rosales, Rosaceae. Bases 217 to 846 code for a protein of 209 amino acids.